Messenger RNA from Guyanagaster necrorhizus, 418 nucleotides. RefSeq names its product mitochondrial import inner membrane translocase, subunit Tim17/22. Gene Ontology annotation, molecular function: transmembrane protein transporter activity. The record is from RefSeq and is a predicted model, not a curated record. Gene Ontology annotation, cellular component: TIM23 mitochondrial import inner membrane translocase complex. NCBI's taxonomy places the organism in Eukaryota, Fungi, Basidiomycota, Agaricomycetes, Agaricales, Physalacriaceae. The coding region runs from base 17 to 367 and encodes 116 amino acids. Gene Ontology annotation, biological process: protein import into mitochondrial matrix. The transcript is spliced from 4 exons.
UUAUGGAACUGGGACCAUGUAUCUCGGUGGUCUGGCCCUUGGUGGUUUGUGGGGCAUGCGCGAAGGCGCUCGAAGACCGCUUGCUGUGUCAAACACCAGGCUGCGGAUCAACAGUAUCCUCAACUCCGUGACUCGACGAGGCACAUUUAUUGGUAACUCGGCUGGUGUCCUCGCCCUCGUGUAUAAUGGAGUUAAUUGUUCCAUUGACGCUAUGAGAGGAAAGCACGAUAUUCUCGGAAGCAUGGGAGCUGGUGGAAUUACGGGAGUCCUCUACAAGUCUACGGCCGGAGUAAAGCCCGCUCUCUCAGCAGCAAUUUUCAUGUCCGGGGUAGCAGGAAUUUGGAGUUAUGUCAAAAAGAUCGUUUAAUCGACACGUUAUGUAUUGUCUAAUACUAAUCCCACUUCUCUGGACCUGGCG